Molecule: messenger RNA, 357 nt
Organism: Saccharomycopsis crataegensis
Lineage: Eukaryota; Fungi; Ascomycota; Saccharomycetes; Ascoideales; Saccharomycopsidaceae
Exons: 1
Coding region: 1-357 (118 amino acids)
Source: RefSeq, a predicted model, not a curated record
AUGCCGCCAGAGUUAAACCCAAUCCCCCAGAAAGAAUAUGAUAAUAUGGACGAUUUGGACAGUAUCAUCUCGAGCUACGAGCCACUCGGGAACGUAGAUCACCGUGAUAACGUUAGCAAGACCAGUUUCGAUAUUGGUGGUCUCAAUCACAAACAAUCCCCAUCGCCAAAUCAAAAUGGUGGUCCUGAAAAAAGAGAGUUGUUAAGCCGCAAAUUGAGCCGAGUGUUGACCCAUUCUAGCCAUUUUGAAAAGGUUACAAAUAGCGAGGCACCCAGUGUUAAUGAUGCAAAUUCACCGUCUUUUAAGCAAAAGAUAAUGGACAAAUUUCUGAUCAAGAAGGGUGGAAAGAAAGCAUGA